AUGCGGCAACGUGUGUCACAACGUAUAGCCAAUGAGAGCGUCGAACAACGCGAGCAGCGUCUUCAGGAUAUGCGGCAGCGUGUGUCACAACGUUUAGGCAGUGAGAGCGUCGAACAACGCGAGCAUCGUCUCGGUGAUAUGCGGCAGCGUAUGUCACAACGUGUAGCUAAUGAGAGCGUCGUACAACGUGAGCGACGUCUCGAAGAUAUGCGGCAACGUGUGUCACAACGUGUAGCCAAUGAGAGCGUCGAACAACGUGAGCAACGUCUCGAAGAUAUGCGGCAGCGUGUGUCACAACGUUUAGGCAGUGAGAGCGUCGAACAACGCGAGCAUCGUCUCGAUGAUAUGCGGCAGCGUAUGUCACAACGUGUAGCUAAUGAGAGCGACGUACAACGUGAGCAACGUCUCGAAGAUAUGCGGCAGCGUGUGUCACAACGUGUAGCCAAUGAGAGCGUCGAACAACGCGAGCAGCGUCUCGAUGAUAUGCGGCAGCGUAUGUCACAACGUGUAGCUAAUGAGAGCGUCGUACAACGUGAGCAACGUCUCGAAGAUAUGCGGCAGCGUGUGUCACAACGUGUAGCCAAUGAGAGCGUCGAACAACGCGAGCAGCGUCUUCAGGAUAUGCGGCAGCGUGCGUCGCAACGUGUGAUCAAUGAAAAUAAUGAACAAUAUGAGCUCCGGUUGGAAGAACAAAAACGUCGAGAUAGUAGACGUCGCGCAGCCAUAGAAAUGAACAAUUUACCGACAUAUAAAUGCGCCACGUUUACUCUAGAAGAAAACAUGCGAGUUGAUAUAGAGCAACGGGAAUUUGCUGAUUAUUUAUUGAAGGUAGGCAACGGUGAACUGCCAUUAAACACAAUGGAAGAGAUUGAAUUGCCACAAAACAUCAUAGCAAACAAUAAUCUAAUUGACGAGGUGUUUGGUAAGUUCACGUGUUACUACAAAUAG
This is a messenger RNA of Leguminivora glycinivorella, 948 nucleotides long. RefSeq names its product trichohyalin-like (gene Fmbp-1). The transcript has 3 exons. Lineage: Eukaryota; Metazoa; Arthropoda; Insecta; Lepidoptera; Tortricidae. The coding region runs from base 1 to 948 and encodes 315 amino acids. The record is from RefSeq and is a predicted model, not a curated record.